Diorhabda carinulata is the source of this 3229-nucleotide messenger RNA. RefSeq names its product MYCBP-associated protein-like. The coding region runs from base 260 to 3202 and encodes 980 amino acids. The record is from RefSeq and is a predicted model, not a curated record. The transcript is spliced from 9 exons. NCBI's taxonomy places the organism in Eukaryota, Metazoa, Arthropoda, Insecta, Coleoptera, Chrysomelidae.
UGUUUUUAUUUAAACAUCCGUUUCCAGUAAAAACAACAUACGGGGAUGGUUCCAGAAGUACCUGGCCCAACAAAAACUUAGUUUGUGAAUAAACGCGGCACCCUUUUUGCACACAGCCAAAUUUUCAUCAAACACUAAACAACAUGGCGUCUUCAAACUUCAAAAUGGUAGUUUCCGAGCCAUCUCUAGGCCACGCCAGGUACUUCAGAGAUAAUUUCUGUCAAAAAUUGACUUUUCUUUGAGUGAUGCGAGUACAUUUAUGAUAAACAAAAUGGCGGAAUGCAUGUUUUGUAAGUGCUUUUCGGAAUCGGUUAUUAGAGAAAAUGAAAAAGUCGAUCGAGAUGAAGAUGAAAACAGCGAAGUGGCGUGCCUCCAAAACGAUCAAAAUCCCUUGAAAAAUUGGGAAAAUUGGAUGAGAAGAAGAAUGGACGUUAAUAAAAAAUUAUCGGAAAAACUGAAUCGACCGUUUGGAGAGCUUCUUAUGAACGCGGCCGAAGAAUAUAGAAACGUCAAAGAGGAAAAAAUCAUGUUUGAAAAUAUGAAAAUUAAUACGAAUUUCGAUAAAUACAGAGGAAAUCCGGCUUUUUGGCAUCUGCCACCUAGUUUAGAAGAACAUUGUAGGACUAAAUGUAGGAAAAAGUGUCCUUGCGAUGAUCCUGUUUAUUUUGCUAUCAAAACCCACUUUCAGAAAAAUGAGAUUCCAAAAAUUGAAUACAUCGGUAUUUCUAACCAUAUUUUAGAAGAAAAACAUGUUUUACCUAGAACCAGAAAUAUUUACGCCCUAUGGCAAAAAAAUCCUUACAGGAAAGCGUUUUUGAAUAAGGUACGUUCCGAAUUGAAUCACCUUGAACCCCACAGACCCCAAAAUUCUUCUCUCAUUGUAUUUGGAAGUCAAAAAAUCGAGUCAACCGAUCGGAAAUUGGAAGAAUCCGAUUCUAAAAUCGAAAGUUCAAGUUCAUCAAAUGAUGUUGAUUCAUCGGAUGAAGUAAACAGCAAUAUUAUUAGAAAUACGGAACCUCACAUCAGUUCAAGUAUGACAGUAGACUUCCAUGACAUAGACGUAGUAAAUCUUAUUAUAAACGGCACCAGGAUAAUAGCAAAUCAGUUACAAGAAGAUAUGAAAAUCCGUAUUCUUUUUGAAUUAGGAGAAGUACCAGCUAAGCCGGUAACUAAUUACGUAAAAUUAGAAAAUAAAGGGAAAGCGACGCUAAGACUACAUUUUACCAAAUACGAAAAAUUCUUCACUUUCAAAGAUAUAGUAUCAAGAAUCGGGAAACCUUCGCCAUUUUAUUUCGAUAAAAGGGAAAUUUUAUUGUUACCCGGGAAGACAAUCGAUUUUCCGAUAUGGUUUAAACCACCGAAUACCGGGCAUUUUUACGAAACGUGGAAAAUUACUGCCUUUCCGCGAAUCUGGAACGAAUCUUCCAACUUGUUAUUCCUAAUUCAAGGCGUUGUAUACAAGGAAGAUUUCAAUUUAAUAUCUCAGACCAUCAGGGAUAUGUUGACGUUGAGGGCUCGAAAUACGUUGAUCAACGACGCAUUGAGAGAAAUUUUAAAUUCGACUAAAUACGAAUCGAGAGAUGUGGUAAAAUACACGUACACCGAAAAAAAUUAUUUCGAGGCAGUGAAUCAGGAAUAUUGGGGGACGGUGAAACGACCGAAAUAUGUUUACGAUAAAAAAGUCGUGAGGCAGUUACAAAAUUUUUAUAAGCAAAUCAGAUGCCCCGAGGAUGAAGUGUUUUGGAAUUAUUCGGUCGAAUAUUUACGGAGGAUCGCGAGGAAAAGGGACGUUAUGGAUUUUAUAGAAAAACUUUAUAAAAAAUGCGAAAAAGGACAAAGACGAGCGAGAUAUCUGCACGACAUGUAUUCGGCGUCCAAUGUAGGCGUUGAAGACAUUCAAAAAAAUGAACAACUAGAAUCGUCAAGUUCUCCGUAUUCAUCUAUAGGUAACCAAAUGUUGAUCGACAAAAGCCAAUCGCAAAUGGUUCCCAAACUAGAAACUAACUACGAAACUUUAAACAAACUAUUACUGAAAUUAGAGCGAUCGGUUAUGAUAAAAAACACCGAUAGGGAAAAAUUCGCUACAGCUUAUUUCAUCCUCAGAUAUUAUUUUCUAAAAAUUGCCGUCGAGUUAUCAGGCGAUUCGGCAUCGUUUUUAUCAUCAUUGAAUUUGAAAACCCCGACGAAAAUUGAGGAAACGCCGGAGAGGAUGCUGUUCGAAAAAUUCGAUCCCAUUUGGGUGGAAAGAAAAAGAAGAUUGCCCCCGAUCGACGUUGGGGGGCUCCCACUUAGUAAACCUAAGCCUAAAGUCUUAGAAGGCGUCCCAUUGGACAAACCUCAGCUGGUGUACGACAGGUACUUCAAAAAAUCAACGCCUGCUAAAGGUAAAAAGGAAAAAACGGAAAAAGAAAAUAUUCAGAAGGAAAAAAAGAAGAAGAAUAAGGAUGUUGUUACGAAAUCUCUGGUCAACGUCGUUAACGAAAAUUUCAACCCUUUUGCUGAUUUUAUUGUACCAGUAAAUUCCCAAACGAUGGAGAAGGAUAAAUCGAGCGUUUCCAAAGCAACAGUGUCUUCUGGUUCAAUCAAAAUACCCCAGUCAACGACUUUAAGUUACUACGACAAAUAUUUGAUCGUUUAUACUAACCUUGCAGCAGCUGUUGAUUCAAUGGUAUCAGCUUUAGAAACGAUGAAAGACAAUAUCAUAGAUACGCAAAUUCUAAGCGAAUUAACAAAUUGCAACAUUGUAAAUUUGAUCACAGAUUAUAAUCGAUGUUCUGUAUCUACCGAAAAAAGCGAGGAAGACAAAGACGCCAGCCUACGAGAACCAGAUGAAUAUUUCGAAUAUUUAAUGAAAACACAUCUCACCGAUAAUAUAAAUAUCCAAGACUAUUUCAUUAAUGGAGAAACUCUCCCAAUUGUGGCAGAUAUAACCGAAGAAACGGACACUAUUGUAAAACCAAUAGAAUCGUUUCAUUUAUUCCAACUGACUGAUGGACAAUCAGACACUUCUGCAGACGUCAAAUCAGGAGAAAUGCAAACUAGUAUCAAUUACGAUGACGAUUUCAAACCGUUUUCUAAUAUACUAAUAGAAGAUGAAUUGCAAUCAGAACGUGUACAAUCAGAACAGGAAGCUAACCAAUCAACGCACGAAGAAGAAGACGUGUCCAGUGAAAUAUUUUAUUAUAUUGAAAAUGGGUUAUAAUUUUAUUCAAUAAAUAAUUAUGAAAUG